AUGAGCGCACAAUUCAGCUUCCUUCAGGCUAAUAUCAACCAUUGCGCCGGGGCUCAGGACCUACUACUGCAGUCCAUGGCGGAGUGGGGGAUCGAUCUGGCGGUGGCCUGCGAGCCCUAUUAUGUCCCGCCCCUACCUCAUUGGGUAGGGGACUCGGAUGGUACCGUGGUGGUCCUCGCGAAAAGCGGAACGGGUCCCUCUAUCUCACUCGUUGAAAGGGGCUCGGGUUACGUAGUGGUGGGGUGGGGGGAGUACGUGGUCGUUGGAACGUACUUCUCCCCGAACCGCAGCCUGGCUGAGUUCGAGAUCUAUCUCGGCUUCGUCAGAUCUGCGGUGGCCAGGCAGUCGCCUAAACCGACAGUGGUUCUUGGAAAUAUAACUGCCCAGAAAGGAACAUUCCACAGGCCGAUACUUCAAGACGGAAAUUACAGAGUAAUGUGGCACAGAGCACUGCAGUACUGUUCUGAAAGAAAUCACUUCAUAUUCCAGUUGAGAAAUAGUAAAUGA
Messenger RNA from Vanessa atalanta (red admiral), 507 nucleotides. RefSeq lists its product as uncharacterized. Bases 1 to 507 code for a protein of 168 amino acids. The record is from RefSeq and is a predicted model, not a curated record. Lineage: Eukaryota; Metazoa; Arthropoda; Insecta; Lepidoptera; Nymphalidae. The transcript is spliced from 2 exons.